Molecule: messenger RNA, 2724 nt
Organism: Candidula unifasciata
Lineage: Eukaryota; Metazoa; Mollusca; Gastropoda; Stylommatophora; Geomitridae
Source: the annotation of a GenBank genome assembly
AUGACUUCAAGGAGCCUUAACUGGAGGCUGUUUUUUCUGGUAGCGCUGUUUAGUAGGAGCCAGAGUUCCAACAACUGUAGCGGGAGAAAGGUCUUAAAUGGCCAAGAAGGGUUUAUUUCCGAUGGGCCUGAAAUGUACAAAGCUAAUUCACACUGUGAAUGGCUUAUUGAUGCUGGGAGCCCGAACAAGACCAUCCACCUCACGUUUGAAAGCAUGUCUACGGAAUGUUCAUUUGACUUCCUCUUCAUUUAUGAUGGCAAUUCCUACAACAGUCGACUGAUUGCCACCCUUAGCGGCGACAGCCCGCCAAAAGAAGUGACAGCUUCUUCAGGUCAUAUGCUGCUGUACUUAUUUAGCGACCGUAACUAUCUGAAAAUGGGAUUUGAGGCACGAUACAAAAUCUUUGACUGUCCUGGGAAUUGUAACGAGCGGGGAGAUUGCAAAAACCACAUCUGUCACUGCAAAAAUGGCUUCAGUGGGGAUGCUUGUGAGGUGAAAAAUUGUCCGUCGGAAUGUAACACGCACGGAGAGUGUAAGUUUCACAGCUACAAACUGCAGUCGUGUCACUGUAAUCCUGGCUAUGUUGGAAGAGCUUGUGACUUGCAGGUCAGCGGGACUGAAGGUCUCGGACAGUGGUACACAGUUCAGACGGACAAGAAAAGGUUUCCACCCCGCACGUCCCACACUGCAGUGUUUGCUGAUGACUGUAUUUGGGUGUUUGGAGGGUUCGAUCUCAAUGUUGUGCUGGAUGACCUGCUGCGAUUCUGCCUGUCAGAGAAUCUGUGGGAAAGUCUAGCCAAGCCUGACCAUAUAGCCACUGCAAACAAAACCGUUUCCUGGCCUGCAGGAAGAAGUGGCCAUGCCGUGGAUAGCUACGGCGACGGUUUUUACAUCUUUGGUGGAAUCCUGGGCGACGGCCUACAUUCCAAUGAACUGUGGUUUUUUAACAUUACUUCUCUUUCCUGGACACAGUGCGCCACAGAGAGUGUGAUCAUGCCAGAAAGGCUUACAGGUCACACGUUGACAGCUGCUGAUGACUAUCUGUAUGUCAUAGGGGGGAAGAAUGAAGACAGGAUAUUCCUGAAUGUGAUGUAUAGAAUUUCAGCUAGCCAUCCUGACCAGUGGGAACGGGUGUUAGCCAAAGGAGGCAACUACCCACUGAAAAGGUUGGUAGGACACACUUCUGUGUACUACAGACAUUCCCGGUCGCUGAUUGUCUUCGGAGGGUACACUCAGGGCAGUGCCCUCUUCAGUGACCGCAGCAAGGAUAUUCUAUCUUUCAACAUAGACGACCUCUACUGGGCUUAUUUUCACAGUGAGGAUUGGAAUAAGGAUUCGACCCCUCGGCAUCGAGCAUUCCAUUCUGUGGUAGUUAUGGGGAACUACCUAGUGAUCUAUGGCGGAAACACUCAUGACCAUUCUGGGCUUGAGAUCUGCUACAGUCACGAGAUAUUCUUCUAUCAUUUAGGCUGUCAUGUCUGGCUCAACCACACGUAUUUCACUGGCAAUUCAUCGACUGGUGGAAUGCCUUCUAAAGGCAGGUUUGGUCACACAGCGGUGGCUGCAAAUGGCAACAUCAUGUUCAUCAUUGGAGGUUAUUCAGGCCAAGUUCUAGGUGAUCUCUUGGCUUAUAAAUUCCCGUCUGCCAUUGCUGGUUUUGAGGACAACUGCCCGGCCGUACCUGUAGCUGGAUUUAGUGCUGACCAUUGUGAGGAAUAUUCAAACAGCCACUCCCGAGUCUGCCAGGAGGAUCCCGAGUGCAUUUUCUGCAACCAGGGAAGAGUAGACAAAGGCAACCAAAGUUGUAUUCAUCGGACACGUUCUGAGUUGUGUGUCAGCGGAGACUUUCAUGAUUCUGCUGACCGUUGCCCAGGGAUCUGCCCAGUCCUGCACACUUGCGGAGCCUGUGUCAGUCACGGCAAGGGUGUUGAGCAGGCUGCUGAACUACGCCCUCGACGCACCUACAUCCAAGAAUGCAGCUGGUGUGUCAAGGAAGCCAAGUGCCAGACUAAUUCUGCCCCACAGGGCACCUGCCUGUCACCUGUUCAGACGGAAUCUGGCUUACAGGGUUGGUGGGGUGGGUUGAGUGCCAACCUGACCACCCUGCUGCAGUGUCAGCUCGAGGAUUUACCAGCCGGGCUGCACUUGAUUAAGUACCGGGACCCUCAAAACAGUAGUUUUCCUGAUGAGGUGAGCAUUAUACGAAAGACUCAAGGUACAACGGGCUAUACUGCUACAAAGCUGAUAGAAAGUGCUUUCAUCUACUCAUCCAAAUUUCUGGGCUACAUCCACCCACUGAACACUUCAGCUUUCAACGGAGAGAACCUGACCCUGUUUCUGGGACUGAAGAGCGCUAGAGCCGUGCUAAACUUAUCACUGGACGAUAGUGAGAGUCUUGAGGAGACGGUGAUAGUGAUGGCAGAAGCUCCCAAAUUCAACUCAACCCAGGCCAGUAGAAAAAGUGGACUUGCAGUCUUCCCAGUUGUCGAUAGAGGCCAUAAGUACUUUAUUCAGCUAGCAACAGAACAGUCUCGUCCUCCACCCGGUCCUCAAACUUCCCCUGUAGAAGCUACCAUCACCCUGGGAUGGAAUGGCGGUCUUCACCAGUCUUCCAAACAGCACCUCAUUACGGCAGAGUUUUUGGAGCCAUACAGCAAUGGCAACUGCAGCAGCAGCUAUAACUGCCUGGCUUGUCUGUCGGACACCUUGUGCAGUUGGUGUGAG